UGAAAAGAGCUGGGUGCUGUAACUUUUCUCUCCAGCCUCGUCCUCUCUCUCCCCCGCCAUCAAAAAGAAAUUCCAGUUUCGCUUCGCUUCCCUUCCGCGAAGAUUCGCGGCGGCGCUUAUUAAACAUCCUUCCCCACCGACUUCGCCUCGCCUCGCCUCGCCUCGCCUCCUCGCCCUCCGCCCGUCCCUCAGGGCUUAGAAUCGUAGGAACUCUCCGAAGAAGACCGUGUUCGAUCGGGGAUUUCCAGGUCUGUGACCCGAGUUGGAAUCGUUUUCCUUGAGCUCCUGCGGACCGAGAAAUGUUUAUGGAUCCUCAGUACGCGGGAUAUUCCGGGCCGUUCAGCGGCUUCAAUUUCCACGACCAGACUCUCGCCCCCUUCUCGAAUCCAUACGAGGAGCUGGCGAACCACUUGCUGCUGGACGAUCCCGAAUCGGACCUUUCGGUUCACUUCCCUUCCUUCGCUUCCGAUCCCGAACCCUGCAACUCCGCUGUAUCUCCUAGUUUUAGCGUGGAUGGGGAUUUCCUUUCCGACUAUGGCGACACCUCGGAUCCCACGUUGAAAUACAUAAAUCAGAUGCUCAUGGAGGAGGACAUAGAUGACAAACCCUGUAUGUUUCAUGAUCCUUUAGCUCUCCAAGCUGCAGAGAAAUCCUUAUACGAUGCUCUCUGUCCGAAGGACCGUCCCUCACAAAACCAGUCGCCUCUCUACAUGGACAGCCCUGAUGACAAUUGCUCGGGUAGCAGCAACGGCUACUGCGGCAGUAGUACUAUCACUUCGAGCACUGCUAGCGGUGGCAAUUCUGUCGACUUUCCAGGGACUGGUGAUUAUUGUGAGAGCCGACCCUCUAUAUUUCAGCCUCACAUCCCAGAGAACUUUGUGUUCCAGGCGACUGCAAUUCCCAGUCGCCAAUCAGGGCAUGAAUUUCGGAAAAAUGUCAUUACCAAAGCUAAGGGGAUGUUGGGCUCAGGCUCUGCAAUGGGUGAGUUUAUGCUUCCGAACCUUUUUGCGGAUAGCAAUUCCAUGUUGUUCUUCCAGAAGGGGUUUGAGGAAGCUAGUAGAUUUAUUCCGAAGGGUAAUCCAUUGUCGAUUGAUACAGAGAAGAGGAUGCCCCAUCUGGUGUCGAAGAGGGAGACUGCAAGGGCAGCAGUCAAGGCGGAGAACAGUGAGCCUGAACUCUCGUAUUUAUAUGAAAUCAAGGGAAAUAAGAAGCAUGAGCGUGAGGACGCGGAAUUUGAAUAUCAGAGGAGCACAAAGCAGCCAGCAGUUUGCGUGGAGGAGAAUGAGUUAGCUGACAUUUUCGAUAGGGUUCUACUUUGUGCUCCGACGGGAAAUAAGCCUGAUUCUAAAUCUCCUGGUUCUAGAUUUGAGGAUGCCUCAAAUAAUGGGGCAAGCCAGAAUGUACAGAAAAAUCUGCAAUCACCUGCACUUUCAGCCGAACAGCUCUGUGUCAAAAAACCAAUGAGUGAUAAGAAGGAAGUCGUGGAUCUGAGGAACCUUCUGUGUUCUUGUGCACAAGCAGUUGCCGUGGAGGAUCGUAAAAAUGCUAAUCAAUAUCUGAAGCAGAUUAGGCAGCACUCCUCCCCUUUUGGUGAUGGGUCUCAGAGGUUGGCCCACUCUUUUGCCGAAGCCCUUAAGGCACGCAUGGAUUGCACAGGAGCGCAAGUCUAUACGGAGUUAGGCUCCAAAAGGAAAUCUGCUACUGAAAUGUUGAAAGCUUACCGAGCUUAUCUCUCAGUUUUCCCAUUUCAGAGGUUUGCGAUCAUCUAUUCUAACCAUAUGAUUUUAAGCAUAUCUGAGAAAGCGACGAAACUGCAUAUUAUCGAUUUUGGUAUCCUUUAUGGUUUUCAAUGGCCCGCCCUCAUUCAUUGCCUCGCAAGGAGACCUGGUGGCCCCCCAAAGUUGCGCAUCACGGGGAUCGAGCUGCCCCAAAGUGGUUUCCGUCCAGCAGAAAGAGUUCAAGAGACUGGUCGGCGCCUUGCAAAGUACUGUGAGCGUUUCAAGGUUCCAUUUGAGUACAAUGCUAUCGCGCAGAAGUGGGAAACCAUUAGGAUUGAGGACCUCAAGAUUUCUAAAGACGAGGUGGUUGCCGUGAAUUGCCUCUUUCGAUUCAAGAAUUUACUUGAUGAGACUGUUAUAAUUAAUAGCCCGAGGGAUCAGGUACUAAAGCUAGUACAUCGAAUCAGGCCAAGAAUUUUUGUCCACUCGAUCCUUAAUGGAUCCUUCAAUGCCUGUUUUUUUGUGUCGAGGUUUCGGGAGGUUCUUUUCCACUACUCGGCCUUGUUUGAUGCAUUUGAUGCUAAAUUACCUCGUGAACAUCCAAUGAGGCUGGUAUUUGAACGAGAGUUUUUCAGCCGCGAAGCUCUGAAUGUCAUCGCAUGUGAGGGCACGGAGAGAGUUGAGAGGCCUGAGACAUAUAAGCAGUGGCAAAUCCGCAACACGAGGGCGGGUUUUAAGCCCCUCCCCCUGGAUCCCGUAAUUAUGAAGAAGCUGAAGUCGAAAUUGAAAGAGGGGUACCUUGAUGAUUUCGUGGUUGACAAAGAUGGUCAAUGGAUGCUCCAAGGAUGGAAAGGUCGGAUUCUUUAUGCUUCCUCCUGUUGGGAACCUGUGUAGAAUUUCUCCAAGUCUUUAUAUGCUUGUCCUUUUGGUGUGAGCCGGGGAUAGUUUAUGACGACCAAGGAGGAAGCUGUUGGCUGAUUCGUGGCAAGUAAGGCAUCUUUCUAGCUUUCGGAAAUAGGUGUCAUAUCACCUUGCUUUCACUUUACGAUUGUAUGCUGCUGUAGGCUUCUCUCUUUUUGGCUGGUGAUCUUUCUGUUUAGACUGAUAUCUAGGAAAUGCUUGCCCUCCCUUGGCUGUGCAUACUGUAUAGGAUAGCUACUAUUUAUCUGUGGUACUGUCUAGACAGUAUUCCUGGACCUUAAUAAAUUUGAGCACUGAUGUAGUUUUUCUGGUUAUAUCUGUUUCCGAAUAUCCAUAUUGUCUGCUGUUGGUUGAGGAGUAAUGGCAUGAAGACAACGACGUCCAACAGUGUUGGGUUGA
Messenger RNA from Eucalyptus grandis, 3038 nucleotides. Its product is annotated as scarecrow-like protein 14. The record is from RefSeq and is a predicted model, not a curated record. Gene Ontology annotation, molecular function: DNA-binding transcription factor activity; sequence-specific DNA binding. The transcript has 2 exons. Gene Ontology annotation, cellular component: nucleus. Gene Ontology annotation, biological process: regulation of DNA-templated transcription. NCBI's taxonomy places the organism in Eukaryota, Viridiplantae, Streptophyta, Magnoliopsida, Myrtales, Myrtaceae. The coding region runs from base 300 to 2612 and encodes 770 amino acids.